AGCUUCUGUGGCUGUUGUGUUACAGGCGUGUCUGCAGGGACGACCUCACCAACUCCUACCUUGGAUGCUGCACAAAAGGCCAGCUCCCAUGGCAGGGGUCCUCUGACAGGAGAGACCAAAGACAUGGCAGGCAGGAAAUUCCAGGACCCAUUAGAAAUCAUGUGGCAAAUGCUGAAGGAACAUCUGCAGAGAAGACAAGAAAUGAAAGGAGAGCCUGCGGAGAAAGAAGCAUUUCCCGGAAGAAGCAGUGGUUGCAUGCCAGCCUCAGCUCCAGGAAGGGAGGCCAUGCCAGGCACAGGCACAGGAGAUGAGGGUGCUGGGAAGGCUUCUCCAUCAGCUUGGAUGAAUAAAGUUUUGAAGCCCUUGGAGCCUCCUGCAGAUGUGUCUACAGGGAAGACUUCUCCAGCUUCUCCAGCUGCUACCUUGGAUGCUGCACUCAAGCCCAGCUCCCAUCUCAGGGGUACUCCAACAGGGAAAAUCCAAGAUACAACAGAUAAGAUAUCCCUGGAACCAUCCAAACAGAUGAGGCAAGAGCUGAAGGAACCCCUGCAGACAAGAGAAGAGAUGGACAUAGUGCUUCAGUGGAAGGUGGUAUUUCUUGAAGGAAGCACUCCAUCUUCGGUGCCAGCCCCUGCUGCAGGAAGGAAGGCGAUGGCAGACACGGGCACAGGCACAGCAGACUGGGAUGCUGGGAAGGAUUCUCCAUUAGCCUGGCGCUCUGAAGUUGUGAUGCCCUCUGAGCAUUCUGCAGAAAUGGAAAUAUUUUUUCUCUAA
This is a messenger RNA of Passer domesticus (house sparrow), 774 nucleotides long. RefSeq lists its product as uncharacterized. The record is from RefSeq and is a predicted model, not a curated record. Lineage: Eukaryota; Metazoa; Chordata; Aves; Passeriformes; Passeridae. Bases 124 to 774 code for a protein of 216 amino acids. The transcript has 9 exons.